AUGCGUGGUGUUGGCAAGGUAGAGUGUGCCAGUACCAUUAAGGACUUAAAAAAGGCAUAUGGUAUUGAUGUUUUUGCUGUGCUUGAGCCUAGAAUUGGUGGUUCUCGAGCUCUCUCUAUUGCAAAAAGUUUGGAAUUUUCCCAUUAUCAUAUUGUGGAUCCCAUUGGUUUUUUUGGGGGUGUGUGGCUUCUUUGGAAUGGUAAUUCUGUUUCUUUACAUGUUGUUGCUCAUUCGAGUCAAACCAUUACUGCUUUAGUUACUAUGGAUGCUAAGAGGUGGUUGCUAACAGUAGUUUAUGCCAGUCCGUGUUCUAAUGUGAGAACUUCUCUUUGGAAGUAUUUUGAUGGGUUGGCUGCUGUUUGUAAUUUACCUUGGUCGUUGCUUGGGGAUUUUAAUGAUAUUGUUUGUGGUGAGGAGAAGCUUGGUGGUAAUUUGGAUGUUGGUGGUCAGCAUUUUAUUGAGUGGAUUGAUAGGAAUCACCUUAUUGAUUUGGAUUUUUCUUGCGCUAAUUUUACUUGGUGUAAUAAAAGGGGUGAAGAAGAUAUUAUUUGGAAACGGCUUGAUAGAGGUCUAUGUAAUAUUGAUUGGAGAUUCUUGUUUCCUGAAGCUUACCUUUCUCACCUUCCGAGAGUGAAUUCUGAUCAUUGUCCUAUCAUGGUUAAGUUCUUUUCCAACCAUCUUCCUGCUACGGAAUCUAUGCCUUUCAGAUUCCAAGCAAUGUGGUUAAGUCAUCCUAGCUUUUCUGAGUUCCUGUCUGGUUUGUGGAAUUCUGGAACAGGACAUGCUUUUCAAAAGUCUGCUAGUCUUAUUUGGCCUCUGCAACGUUGGAAUAAACAGGUGUUUGGGUGUCUUUUUCAAAAGAAAAGAAGGAUUUUGGCUCGGCUUGCUGGUAUUCAAAGAAGCUUAUGUAUUCAGUUUAAUCCUUUCCUUAGUCAGUUGGAAACUGAUUUGACUACAGAGUAUAAUCUCAUCCUUGAUCAAGAAGAGAUGUUUUGGUUGCAAAAAUUUAGAAACACUUGGCUUAAGAAAGGGCUGUUUACUGAGCCUACUUUAUCUGGUGAGUAUUCUUUAUUUCCCCAAUAUUUUCCUCAGCUUGAGAGCUCUGGUUGUACAAGGUUAAAUGGUGAGGUUUCUGAUGUGGAUAUUCAAAGUAGUUUAUUUGCUAUUGGUGGGUUGAAAACGCCUGGGCCUGAUAAGUUUCCUGCUCUUUUUUAUCAAAAUUAUUGGGAUAUUUGCUCUAAGGAUAUCAUUUCUCUUGUCAAGGAUUGUUUUGUCAGAGCUUCUCUUCCUGAGCACCUUAAUGAUACUUUAAUUGCUUUGGUUCCUAAGGUUGAGAGGCCUCUUAAUAUGGCUCAACUUAGGCCUAUUAGUUUAUGUAAUACUCUUUAUAAAGUGGUUUCUAAGAUUUUAGUUUCUAGGCUUCGUCCUGUUAUGACUAAAAUUGUUAGCCCCACUCAAGUCAGUUUUGUGCCAGGGAGACAUAUUGUUGAUAAUAUUGUGAUUGCUCAGGAAAUGCUUCAUAAGUUCAAGGUUGCUAAAGGUCAAAGGGGUUUUAUUGCUUGGAAAAUUGAUCUUUCCAAGGCCUAUGAUUGA
Messenger RNA from Prunus armeniaca (apricot), 1593 nucleotides. NCBI's taxonomy places the organism in Eukaryota, Viridiplantae, Streptophyta, Magnoliopsida, Rosales, Rosaceae. The record is from the annotation of a GenBank genome assembly.